Molecule: messenger RNA, 2797 nt
Organism: Chara braunii
Lineage: Eukaryota; Viridiplantae; Streptophyta; Charophyceae; Charales; Characeae
Source: the annotation of a GenBank genome assembly
GCACUGGCGCUGGCUAUUGACAAAGAGUGGCUAUGGCGCUGCAUGGGUACAGGCCCGGGUACUGGUAUCACCAGGCCCGUUGGAGGCCCGUGUCUGGGGAAUGGCCCUGGAUUACCGUCAUACUCAAUUACGACGAUGGAGAUGAAGUGCUAUUGAAGAUCAACGUGGAGGGAGCAAGAGAGGGAGAGAUGCGGACUAACCCGAAGCUGCAGGACGCGAUUUCGGAGGCGAGAGACCGAGCGAAGAGACACUGUAGACGGGACGGAGUGACGGCAAGGCUACGGAUAACGGUGGCUUACCACGAGACUGAGACCUCGAUGGACACAGCGGACCUGGAACAGGUCCACCAGGACAGAGACUCGGGAGGGGAAAGUGAGAUCAGUGACGCAGACCGGGAGACGGAUUUCAAGUCAUGGAACAGACCAGGCGAGAUCCAGAGGCAUCACCGCGCCGUGAAGUCGGUGGAGGAGGGACCCGAGGCCAGCUCGAGGCAACUGACGCCCAGAGACCGCGGGGCGGGAGAGAAGGAUAACAAGGGAAAAGACACGUGUAAGGGGGACACACGAGAGAGAGAGAGGUCAACGAGGGGAGAGACUGACAAUCGUGGGGCGGUUACGAGAGCGUGCGAGACGUGGCCUGCUGAGGUGGAAGUCAAGGUAACUUUCCUUGCUGUAGAGAUCAAGGCGGUGGAGACCCACCGUGAGGAGCUGGCGGAGGAGUUGGAGGAGGUGAGGCAGCCAUUCUGGAUCACUGGUGCCACCCUCCUCUCUGACGGGAGGAAAUCACGAGACGGGAGACCGAUCGUGAAUUUCCUUGCCGCCGGCUCGCGAGGGGUCGUCGUGUACACGACGAUCAAUCGCAAGGGGGAGACGGACGAUAUAGUGCACGUCCUUCGGAGAUGGGUGACCAUCUUCCACGAGUUUAGUUUCGGCGGUCCGCAGCGGGUCAAUGCGAUAUGCACAGACUCCGCAUCGGCAUACGUGGGGGCUGCGAGGGCAUUGGCCUCGCCGGGCAUCCCUCCUGCACUCAGGAGGAUCACUUGGCUUCCGUGUUCCGUCCAUGUCUGCAACAAAUUGUUGUCAGACAUGGGGACGAGUUGCGACGCGUUUGUGGAUGCGAUUACACUCGCUCGUGUUCUGGUGGUGUUUUUCAAAACCCACCAAGCCGCCCUUCAUUUCUUUAGGAAGCGCAACCCCAACAAGGGGCUUGUGCUUUCUUGCGAGACGCGGUUCGCGUCUGUUUAUUCUAUGUUGGAGAGACUGUUGGCCCUGCAGGACGCUCUGCAGGCGAUGAUGCGAGGGGAUGACGGGCGGGAGUUUGCUUCUAUACCGUGGUCUGCCGAUGUGUGCGACAUGGCGCGUUGGGUGCGCCGGCAGGUCAGAUGGGAGCCUUGGUGGCACACGAUGGCCACCAUACUCCACAUCAUGCAGCCCGUCAUGGAGCUGCUUAGGUGGAUGGAUCGUGGGGGGCAGUACAUGUCCCUCAUAAUCGAGUGGACACAGGAUCUUGUUAGCCAUCGACGAGACGCACGAGGAUCCCGAGGAGGAGACCAGGGCGCAUACUGCACGACGGCGGCGGACAAGGCGGAGAGGGAGAUGAUGGGGGGAGAGGAGGAGUUGUGGGGACCGUUCGGGGAGGUCGCUUCCACGGGCGGCACAGGAGCGCGGGCGACGAGCCCCGCUCCGACGAGGCGGGAGUCGUCCGUGUUGCCACCUUCUGCUCCGAGUCCUACACCGCCAUCGCCCGUCGCACCAUAUGAGCCGACCACAGCAGCAGAGGACACGGAGGAGUUGGCGUCCUCUUUGCCUCAGCGCGGACUACUCCACAGAGGUGGGGCAGUCCGACAGCUGAGGUUACGAUCACCUUCUCCGAGGGUCUUGCAGGAGGAGGGGGGACCGUCGGCAGCAGCAGUGGAGGGGGAGAUGGCAAUGGAGGGGGGAUUGGCGGACACGACGAUUGCAGGUGUGGUGGACCAGAUAGCUGUAGCAGCAGCGGCUUCAUUGCUAGAGGAGCUGGCAACUUCAGUGUUAGCAGAGGAGGCACCAGCGCCAGGGGGAGCAGAUGCAGUGGAGGGGCAGGCGGGAGCAGCUGGAGGAGAAGUGGGAGGAGCAACUGGAGGAGCAGCUCCACUGGAUGGGCUUGUGGCUGCAGCAGCAGGAGCAGUGGAGGAGGAGAUAGGGGCACAGGCGGAGGUGUCGCGUGGGGGCGGCGAUGAGCGCCUCAUGCAGCAGUUCCUCACGGAGCAGUACGAUCCGGUCAUGGCGGGUAUGACUCCAGGGGUUUCAUGUGGCGUCGUGGAGACGGCGCCACGUACACGAGACAUGCCACCCCCUCCUCCUAGACCACCUGUAGGUGAUCCGUCAUCGUCGCCCACAGGUAGAGGCUCUCGAUCUCCACACACGCCUGGGAGGUCUAGGAUUCGGGACAGUACAACCGAUGUGGGGGACACUCCACGCAAGCGCAGAGUGUCUCCUCGUCCACGCCCCGUUCCCGCACAGGGAGGAGAUGCACUUGGAGAGACUUCGGGGGCAAAGGGGUUGGGGAUGCCUCGUGGAUCGCGUCGUGAGCAGACGGUUGCAGAGGCUAGUGCGAGGGUUGUUGUAUUGAGGAAGGCAGGAGCCCCUGUCACCAUCGAGGAGGAGGAUUCUGAGACAGAUGUGGCAGUGCGGGAGGAGGACGAGGACUAUGAGGGCUAGGAGGAGGGAGAGGAGGAGAGCGAGAAAAGUUCCGAUGGUGACUACGACGGCGACGAGCACGAGCCCCCACCUCCCCCACCGACGCGUGCAGCCAGACGGCG